GGGUCAAGAUGAAUUGUUAAUGUAUGACUAAACUAUCUUGCUGAACGUAAACACAACCCUAGAAGAAGACGGGUUGAAGAUCUGGUUUACAUACUUGGUGGACCAGUCUGCCUGCGGGAAUGCUCAAUCCUCAAAGAUCUUUAUCUGAACUACCAAAGAUGUCGGGGCCAAGCCAAGCCGAGAGGGCUGUUUUGGAGGAGGAGUUUAACUGGUUGCUGAAAGAGGAGGUCCAUGCUGUUUUGAAGCAGCUCCAGGAUAUACUGAAGGAGGCAUCCAGGAGGUUCUCCAUUCCCACCCCAGGACUGGAGAACCAACUGAAACAGGAGAACUUCAUCCUGGGCAGCUCAACCAUGGACCAGGUGAAAGGAGUACUGACUCUACAGGGAGAAGCCCUGACUCAAGCUGACAUCAAUCUGAAAACUGCUAAAAGCAACCAAGUGAUGCAUUUCACAUUCAGGGAUGAUAAGCACUGGAAACUCCCUCAGAUCCAGGAUGCUAGGAACCAUGUGAAUCAGGCUCUGCAGCUGCUGAGUGGUAGAGAUGAGAGCUACCACUUUAAGACUGGGGCUGAGGUCAACAAGCUGAUGGACGCAGUGAUGCUCCAGCUGACCAGGGCUCGUAACCGCCUCACCACUCCGGCAGCCAUGACCCUGCCGGAGCUGGCCACCAGCGGCCUCAUGAAAAUGUUCACUCCUCCAAUGCCAGGCGAUGUGAUGGUGAACUUCUAUAUCAACCUGAGUAAGCUGUGUCUGACUGUCUACCAGCUGCACGCAAUGCAGCCCAACACCACCAAGAACUUCAAGCCAUCUGGAAGCUCCGUGUUACACAACCCCGGAGCCAUGUUGUAAGUUCUGCUUGAUAUAACGGAUCAAAUCAAAUCAAAUU
Molecule: messenger RNA, 885 nt
Organism: Oncorhynchus tshawytscha (Chinook salmon)
Lineage: Eukaryota; Metazoa; Chordata; Actinopteri; Salmoniformes; Salmonidae
Product: protein rogdi homolog
Exons: 9
Coding region: 120-848 (242 amino acids)
Cellular component (GO): RAVE complex
Source: RefSeq, a predicted model, not a curated record